Molecule: messenger RNA, 1153 nt
Organism: Acyrthosiphon pisum (pea aphid)
Lineage: Eukaryota; Metazoa; Arthropoda; Insecta; Hemiptera; Aphididae
Product: helicase POLQ-like
Exons: 3
Coding region: 120-605 (161 amino acids)
Source: RefSeq, a predicted model, not a curated record
UGGGAAUUCAAUGUUGAAGAAUAUGUUGGUGGCAAAGGGAAACAUCUCCAAUUCAUCGUAAACGUAAAUCAUCAAUAUAUGUAUGCACUCUAGAGAGAGGAGCUGGACUGUUUCAUUGUAUGCUGGCUGAUAAUGGUCAGUUAAGUGGACGGAGGGUUGGAAUGAUUGUUGUUGAUGAAUUGCAUCUUCUCGCCGAACAAAAAAGGGGAGCUUUGUUAGAUGCAACUAUUACAAAAGUUUUAGACUCUCAGCAGUUCCUGCAUAAUAUUCAGAUAAUUGGUAUGUCAGCUACAACUGGAAAUAUGCAAGAAAUAGGUGACUUUUUAAAUGCUCACGAAUGCACAAGAGAUUUUAGACCUGUAAAGCUCACAGAAACUAUAAAAUUAAACGAACAAAUAUUUGUGAUAAAUAAAGAUGUUGAUGGUUCUUUGAAAAGUAAACUUGAUAGAAAAUUAGAUUUUGACUUUUCAGCCUGUCCUUAUACAUGUAUAUGGAAACCAAAAAUGCAGAGUUCAAUAUGGAAAGUGCAAACGUUGUGCACAUACCAACCGAUCCUCAACACACCUUGGGCUCAACUGUCUCGGAUACAGAGUCAACACAAGUAGAGGGAGUUCCAUACCGUUAAGCAGUUGGGAGUCUGUUGUACUUGAGUCAAAUAACGAGACCCGAUAUAACAUUUGCUGUUAAUUUGGUGGACCGUUAUCUAGAAAAACCUCAAAAAGUGCACUGGAAUGCAGUAAAACGCAUUUUUAGAUACUUAAAAUCCAUACCAAAUUUUGGAAUUUUGUACAGUAGUGAUAUAAAUACCAAUGUAAUUGCUUAGAGUAAUGCAGAUUAUGCUGGUGACGUAACAACAAAGAGAUCUACAUCAGGAUCAGCGUUCUGUGUUGGCAAUGGAUUAGUUGCAUGGAGCUCACGGAGACAGAAAUCAGUGUCACUUCCUACUACAGAGUCAGAGUAUAUUGCACUAAGCCAAUUCGUACAGGACCUUACCUGGUUAAUGCUAUUAAUGAGUGAUCUUCUGGAAACACAGGAAGUUAAACCAAUUAUAUAUGCAGAUAACCAGAGUGCUAUACGCCUUGUUAAAAACCCAGAAUUUCAUAAAAGAUCAAAGCAAAUCGAUGUAAGGUAUCAUUACAUCAGGGAAUCAAUA